UUAAAAAGUGUAUCACUUAAGUACCUACCCAUCUAUUUAAUUUUGAUUCUAAUUACUUAUUGACUUGAAAGUCGUAAUUUAUUGUCAUAAGUCAAACACUUAAUAAGUACAACAGUAUACUUCAAAAUUUUUUUAAAAAUGUUUAAACUGUCCAGACGUUCAAUCGGUGUUUUGAUGCGCUUAAGUGGCGGUCCAAACUUAACGUGGGUGGAAAAUGGACGAACUCCUAAAGAAAAGUAUCUGCACGAUUUUACAUACCAUGGACAGGAACUGUCGGUCACUGAAGCGAAAAAUGUCUUAUUCCAGCAUUUGGACAACAACGGAUCUGUGGACCUGGAAAAGGAUGCUAAUGGCAUGGCGAAAAUACGCUUAAAUAAUCCUCGUUUCAAGAACGCUGUAAAUGUAAAAAUGAUGUUGGACCUAGACGAGAUUACAGAGAAAUUGUCCCAGUGGACCGACUGCAAAGGAGCAAUUAUAUAUGGCGCUGAUGGAAAUUUCUGUUCCGGGGGAGAUUUGAAAGUGGCGAAAAAAAUGAACAACGCGUUUUACGGAUAUGCGAUGUCCGUUUACGUUGGUCAUAUUCUUGACAAAUUCAAAAAGCUUCCCAUUAUUACUGUUGCAUAUAUCGACGGCGCGGGUGCAAUUGGCGGAGGUGCGGAAAUAACAACGGCGUGCGACUACAGGCUAAUAUGCAACGCUGUCGAUACCACGGCCAUAGGGUUCGUUCACUCGAGAAUGGGCAUAGUGCCUGCGUGGGGUGCCACUGGACGGUUGACGUCGAUCAUAGGCACCCGGAAAACGUUGAAAAUUUUACUGGAAUCACGAAUGUUGGGCGCAGCCGAGGCAAUGGAGUUGGGUCUGGUGGACGGAGUGGUGGCCACGUUGAUGGACGCCGAAGCGUGGUUGUCCCGUAAGGUCAAACCAGACGUGAACAUUAUUCGGACCAUCAAGCGUACGGUACAAUGCUACGAAAAUUUGCAAGAAACUACACGAAUGCUAGAGAGCAAGAUAUUCGCGCCGCUCUGGGGUGGACCCGUCAACCAAACUGCGAUCGAACGGCAUAUGAAACACAAAAAUAAAUGAAACCUGCGGCGUGGAGAACUCGACAUUAUUCAGGGGCUAGUCUAAUAUUCCAUUCAACCAGCUAUUUGUCAAAAACUAGAUAAAAGUAUUUACUGAUAUAUUUUAAACUAUUUAGUUUAAAAUAUUAGGUAAUACUAAAUUAUUAUCAAUUACUUACCUCAUCCACUAGCCACUCCUUAAAAAUUCAGACUGUCACUUGUCAUAGGGUUACCAAACCGUCCUCACCCUUUUCGCCACCGCACUAGAUAUUUUUUUAUAUUAUUUAUAAAGGCAUUUAAAAAACGAAAUAUAACGAAUUUAUAUUAGUAGUUAUUAGUUUGUUAUAGGUAACAAACUAACCGUU
This is a messenger RNA of Rhopalosiphum maidis (corn leaf aphid), 1426 nucleotides long. RefSeq names its product ethylmalonyl-CoA decarboxylase-like. Bases 139 to 1083 code for a protein of 314 amino acids. The transcript is spliced from 4 exons. Gene Ontology annotation, cellular component: cytosol. Lineage: Eukaryota; Metazoa; Arthropoda; Insecta; Hemiptera; Aphididae. The record is from RefSeq and is a predicted model, not a curated record. Gene Ontology annotation, biological process: fatty acid beta-oxidation. Gene Ontology annotation, molecular function: enoyl-CoA hydratase activity.